Molecule: messenger RNA, 1099 nt
Organism: Sesamum indicum (sesame)
Lineage: Eukaryota; Viridiplantae; Streptophyta; Magnoliopsida; Lamiales; Pedaliaceae
Gene: CLO4
Product: Caleosin-related family protein
Molecular function (GO): monooxygenase activity; calcium ion binding
Source: RefSeq, a predicted model, not a curated record
CGCUGGUAGUGUUCUUAUACGUGUACAGUGACAGACGGUAAGACCAAAAGAGUGUAUAUCUGUUGAUUUCUUGACGGAAAUCCCACAGGCUAAUAUUUCGAAUUCGAAUUCCGCAGCCGCUUUCUAUAAAUACCCAAAAUCAAAACCCCAUUUUCGUACAACCCAAACCCGUUUGCUUUACCCACACUGUUCUUUUUCUUUCCAAUUCCUUCUCCACAAACAAACAGGUGAUAAAGCAGUUGCAAUGGCUGGAGAUUCGAAUUCCGUUUCAAUCAGUGGGAGCACUAAACCCCAAGGGACGGAGAAUCAUGAUCAUGAUCAUGAUCAGACCAACGUUCUGCAGAAGCAUGUCAUGUUCUUCGAUCGAAAUAAUGAUGGCAUCAUUUAUCCUUCCGAAACUUUUGAAGGUUUUCGGGCAAUUGGAUGUGGGGUUUUGUUGUCGUCUGUGGCCGCUGUCUUCAUUAACAUGGGUCUAAGUCGGAAAACAAGACCGGGUAAACCCUUUUCUCUACACUUCCCCAUUGAGGUGAAAAACAUCCAAAUGGCGAAGCACGGCAGUGAUUCUGGUGUCUAUGACAAAGAAGGAAGGUUCCUUCCAACAAAAUUUGAGGAGAUCUUUAUAAAGUAUGCACGCACGUAUCCGAAUGCCUUGACAUCAGACGAGCUAAAAGCUUUCAUGAAAUCCAACAGGGAGCCAAAGGACUAUGGAGGAUGGUUGGCUGGCUACACAGAGUGGAAGAUCCUGUACAGCCUCUGCAAGGAUGAUAAUGGUUUGCUGCACAAGGAAAUAGUAAGAGCCGCUUACGAUGGAAGCCUGUUUGAGAAAAUGGCGAAGGAGAAAGCAUCAAAGAAGCAAAAAAUGACUUCUGAUGUUUGAUGAACUGAAGAUUGUGCAGAACUAUACACUGCUCUUUGACUUCGAGCAUUGUCCUAUGCUGUAUGUGUAUGCUGCAAUAAAACUUACUGCUGAAUUGUUUGAUUUCUCUGAAUUCUACACAAUUCUUUUCUGUAUAUACAGAGACUGAGCCCUGUUACAUUGUACGUAAGAAAGAGGAUUGAAAUCUAGUGGUGCCUUAUUUUAAGACAUGCUAUUGUGUUA